UGCCGUGCGUGCCGGUGGUGCAGGCCGCAGCGGCGGGUCGGUGCCGGGGCGAUGCUGGAGGAGGCGGGCGAGGUGUUGGAGUCGGUGCUGAAGGCCUCGUGCCUGCCGCUCAGCUUCCUGCUCUUCGUGCCCGCCGUGCUGCUGCUCCUGGGGCCGCCGCCCGCCGCCGAGGCCGCACACGAGUUCACGGUGUAUCGCAUGCAGCAGUACGAGCUGGGCGGGCAGCCCUACGGCACCAGGAGCGCAGUGCUGAACACAGAAGCUCGCACUGUAGAAGCGGACGUCCUGAGCCGCCGCUGCGUCAUGAUGCGGCUGGUGGACUUCUCCUAUGAGCAGUACCAGAAGGCUCUGCGCCAGUCGGCUGGUGCUGUGGUCAUCAUCCUGCCACGGUCCAUCUCUUCUGUCCCUCAGGAUGUUGUAAAGCAAUUCAUGGAGAUAGAGCCAGAAAUGCUCGCUAUGGAAACCAUUGUGCCAGUCUACUUUGCAGUGGAAGAUGAUGAGCUGCUGUCCAUCUAUGAACAAACACGGGCUGCUUCUGCAUCACAGGGUUCUGCCUCGGCUGCAGAGGUUCUGAUUCACACUGCAACUGCCAAUGGCUUCCAGAUGGUGACCAGUGGGGCGCAGAGCAAAGCUAUCCACGACUGGCUUAUACCCAGCGUGGAGGGAAGGCUGACAGGGCUGGGUGGAGAAGACCUGCCCACUGUUGUGAUAGUUGCCCACUACGAUUCUUUUGGAGUGGCUCCAUGGCUGUCUCACGGUGCUGAUUCCAAUGGCAGCGGUGUCUCAGUGUUACUGGAACUAGCCAGGCUGUUUUCUCGGCUCUACACCUACAGACGUACCCAUGCUGGGUACAACUUGCUGUUCUUUGCAUCUGGAGGUGGCAAGUUUAAUUAUCAAGGAACUAAGAGGUGGCUGGAGGACAAUUUGGACCAUACUGAUUCCAGCCUCUUGCAGGACAAUGUAGCGUUUGUUCUCUGCCUUGACACUCUUGGCCAAGGCAACAGCCUUCAUCUUCAUGUCUCAAAGCCUCCCAAGGAGGGGACCUUGCAGCACGCGUUUCUGAGAGAACUGGAGAUGGUUGUUGCCAGCCAGUUCCCAGAGGUGAAGUUUUCCAUGGUGCACAAGAAGAUAAACCUGGCUGAAGACAUGCUGGCAUGGGAACACGAGCGCUUUGCGAUCCGCCGCUUGCCAGCGUUCACCAUCUCCCAUCUGGAGAGCCAUCGGGACAGCCUGCGCAACAGCAUCAUGGACAGGAGGUCGCAAGUGGACACGAAGGCACUAACCAGGAAUACCAGGAUCAUUGCUGAGGCUUUGACAAGGGUCAUCUACAACCUAACAGAGAAGGGAGCACCUGCAGAUCUGCAGAUCUUCACGGAUCAGAUGCAGAUCCAGGAAGAGCAGCUAGAAUCAGUGAUGGACUGGCUGAGCAGUCAGCCCAGAGCUGCUCAGCUGAUUGACAAAGACAGCACCUUUCUCAGCACCUUAGAAUAUUAUAUGGGUCGCUACCUGAAAGAUGUCAGACAGCAUCAUGUGAAGGCAGACAAACGGGAUCCUGAGUUUGUUUUCUAUGACCAGCUGAAACAGGUGAUGAAUGCAUACAGGGUCAAGCCAGCAAUCUUUGACCUGCUUCUGGCCGUCUGUAUAGCAGCCUACCUUGGUGUCGCCUACAUUGCAGUGCAGAACUUCGGUCUCCUUUAUAGGAUGGUACAGAGAUUAUCCCUUAAAACCAAGCAGCAGUGAAGUGACAAGACGUCCUGUGUACAGCAGCACUGAGCCAUCGGUGAGCCCUUCAGGAACCUUCUGCCUUCCAUUGAAUCCUGCUGCUUCUCUUCCUCUCUCUCCUCUUUGCUGUCCAAGAGAGGAGGGGAAGGCAGAAAGAAAACACAAUUUCAACUCCUAGGCACCUUUUAGGCGCUUUUGUUCCCUUCCCCUGCACCAGGUUUGUUUUCCUUUGCUUGUUCCUUUUUUUGCAAGGGAAAAGCUCAGAGACUUUUGUAGUUCCUGCAAGUUGUUUAAACACUGAACAGCUGACACUGAGCAGCUUCUGUGAAUAUAAACCCGAGUCCUGCACCUUCAUGGACAUGUGUGCCAUACAGCCAACUGGGAAGCUGAAACUACAGAGCAGAUGUGUUGUCUCUGCCCAGCAAACCAAGGACUCGGAGCACUUGCUUAGAAGAAAAUAUGCACACGCUAAUUAAAGAGAGUACUAUUAGCAUGUUUUCUUAUGGUACCUCUUCUGAAGUUUCCUGCCUGGCUUUAGGGAGGUGUGCUGAGCAAGCAGUGUGUCUAGCAAGCAUCCUUAUGCAAUUUGUUUAGACAGUGCAAUAACUCAUUCCCUUUUCUUGGAGGUACACUGUAAACAGUCUUGACUGUUAUAGAGGGGAUGAAGAAAGCUUGUUGAAACGGGUUCCUGCAGAAGGGUUCUUACGGGACACGCUGUCCUGCCCCUGUUGGGGGAUGCAUUUUGCUUUGUACUUGAUUUCUCUCAAAGUUUGUCCUUGGACAGAUUGCUGCUGCCACCAUGUGCUAAACUCCUGCUUGGUUUUUCAAGGCGUUCUACAGCCUCAAAUGCUGCAGGAUCACGUUCUGGGCUGUUUCAUGUCUUUAGGCAUUAAUAGGAAAAACAGCCUGGCUCCUGCUGAGCUCUGAUUGAUCUCCGUUCCUCAGUUUGUGCUUUCAAAUGGGUUCUGGAUUUUGGGGCUAUAUUUGUGUCCAUGUGCAUCUCAGGGUUUCAUUUCAUGUUUUUCAGCUCUGUUAGUUCUGAAAACGCUGUUCUUGACCUGCAUGUAUAAGCAAACUCCCAAAGUGCUUGCUGCUGCCUCCCUUCACACUCCACCCCCAGUAUGUAAGAAGGGAGGCAAGACGCUUGGCCAUUAAAACACCAAGCCACCAAUCACAAAAAAACCCCA
Messenger RNA from Coturnix japonica (Japanese quail), 2909 nucleotides. RefSeq names its product nicalin (gene NCLN). Lineage: Eukaryota; Metazoa; Chordata; Aves; Galliformes; Phasianidae. Gene Ontology annotation, biological process: regulation of signal transduction. The record is from RefSeq and is a predicted model, not a curated record. Gene Ontology annotation, cellular component: membrane.